GGCAAUUUAAAGUCAAAAAACCAAUCAACAAGGCCGGCAAUUAAGAAAGGAGCAAAUGAGCUCGAUGUUGAGCGAGUAGCCAAAGCAAAGCAACAGGAAGGGAAUGGCCGGCUGCAGAGAGGAGCUGAAGCUAUUGGGCAUGUGGGCGAGCCCAUUCGUGGUGCGGGUGCAGAUCACGCUCCGCCUCAAGGGCCUCAGCUACGAGUACGUGGAGGAGGACCUGCAGAACAAGAGCGAGCUGCUCCUGGGGUCCAACCCUGUUCACGGCGGCAAGGUGCCAGUGCUCAUCCACAACGGCAAGCCCGUCUGCGAGUCGUCGGUCAUCCUGCAGUACAUCGACGAGGCCUUCUCCGGCGCCGGGCCCUCCCUGCUCCCCGCCGAUGACCCCUACGGCCGAGCCGUCGCUCUCUUCUGGGCCGCAUUCGUCGACGGCACGCUGCUGAAAGCGCGGAGCCAGGCGUUAAGAGGCGAGACAGGCGAGGAGAAGGAGGAGGGGAGGAAGAAGGCGGCCGCGGCCAUGGAAACCUUGGAGGGGGUGUUGAGGGAGUCCGAGGCCAAGUUCUUCAGCGCGAGGGACGGCCCCGGUCUCGUGGACGUCAUGCUCGGCGGCCUUGUUGGCUCGAUGCGCGCGACGGAGGAGAUGUGUGGGCUCCAGACCUUCGACCCGACCACCACGCCGCUCCUGGCCGCAUGGGCAGAGCUCUUCUGCGCGUUGGACGCGGUGGCGCCGGUCAUGCCGAGUGUCCAGAGGCUCGUCGAGUAUGCCGAGGCGAUGCAGCAGCCUCGCACCGACGUGUCCAGCACCACCAACUGAGGCCUACCAAGGCUACCAAGCUCUCGAAUUAUGUAUGGAUCAAAUUUUAUUUCUUCACGCGCGUGUCUUUUAUUUCUUCUGUGAUCAGUGUAUUUUGUCAAGAAAAUAACAGUGCUCUCGAAUUAUGUAUGGAUCAAAUUUUGGACGCUGGAUUUUGAGA
Triticum dicoccoides is the source of this 974-nucleotide messenger RNA. RefSeq names its product probable glutathione S-transferase GSTU6. NCBI's taxonomy places the organism in Eukaryota, Viridiplantae, Streptophyta, Magnoliopsida, Poales, Poaceae. The record is from RefSeq and is a predicted model, not a curated record. The transcript is spliced from 2 exons. Bases 104 to 814 code for a protein of 236 amino acids. Gene Ontology annotation, molecular function: glutathione transferase activity. Gene Ontology annotation, cellular component: cytoplasm. Gene Ontology annotation, biological process: glutathione metabolic process.